CCGUAAAAUGAGCGAAGUUGAGUAACUGUUUACCAAUUUUCGGAGUCAUUAAAUUUUGCUGCACGUGUUUUAGCUGCCUAAAAUUUCAAAGUUUAUCCUAAAAAAAAUAACGUAAAACAAGCAAACAGUAGAAAUGGAUGGUGUUUCUAAAGUGUUCUGUAGUGUAAUGGAUAUGAAGACAUCCAACAUCCAUAGCGUAUUGACUGAUCUAGAAGAACAUCAAACGCUUUGGGCUGAGCCCAAGCAUGAAAUUGAUGGUUAUUUCGCCAAGAUAGGAUCGCUUCUGGGCAUCGCUUCGACCAGGGAUCGUGGUCUGGUGGCAUUGAAGCAUUUUGUGCCUCAGUGUCCUCUGGACGUCCUGGAGGACAAAAUGCAAUAUUACAUCAAUAUUUGUGCGAAGAUAUGUAACCAAAAGGGUCACCAGGCUAGUGUUCCGUUGGCCUAUGGGGUGCUUAAGCAAUUGUUAAAUAAAUCGCUACAAUCCACCGACCUGAAUAAAUUGAUGGUGAGUAAUAUUCCGAAAUUGUUAGAAAGCAUUAGUACUGCGAUCAAUCCCUCGCUGCAUGUGUCAGUUUUGGAUUUUCUGGAAACUGCUAUGCGUAGCUAUCCUGGAGUGACUGGCAUGGCAAAAAAUCGGAUCGAAGAUUUUCUCUACUCGCUUGUCGAUUCAGAAGAUACAGAAAUCGUAAAACGUACGGCAUCAUGCUUGCUACUGCUGCAACAAAUCAGAGGUGGCGGUCAGCAUGGCAGCCUUCAUAAGAAAACUUGGGACGAAUAUCAGUGUAAGCUGGUGAACACUGUUCACGAGCUUCUAGGACAGGUAUUCGCCCAUAUACCGGAGACCUUUGAUGUAGAGGAGAAUCUGGAAUGUUUGAAAUUUCCCAAACUUGUUGUCAACGAAGAACCUGUGACCGGUGCUCAUCAAACGGUGCGACGAUUGAUCAAUGUCAUUCACUAUUUAGAAGCAGCAAUUCUUGAACCCUAUCCUGUAGCUAAACCUAUUCGACCGAUGAAGGUGUUGAACGUUAUUUUCAGAGCCCAUUCGGUCAGUUGUGUUACUAUGGGAAAAACAGCGCUUCGUGAAAAUCUUGCCCUCGGUAUGAUGCUUCCUCAGGUCCAGCUUGAGCUGCUUCGGGUGCUGGAUGCUCUCGUGUUAGUUCUAAAGUCUAACGCACUUCCUUUCGGAAAUUUGGUCACAGACCUUUUCGAUCAGUGUUUGAAAGGUACUCUAACAACCAAUUCCAAGGGUCAGAAAAAAUCAUUUCUCGCCCUGCGAGUGCGUGUGUACGAGAGUAUCGUUCUUUGGUGCGAUACAUUACAUUAUGCUAGUGGCGUUGAGGAGAUCGCUGACAACCUGCUGGAACAUAUCGUGCAGGAUAUAACGCCAUUUGAACCGGAAGUGACACUUCAAGUAAAUGCUAGCGGGCAAAAGCUUUCGGCCAAAGCGAAAAGGAAACUACAAAAAGAACAAAACGCUUCGACUUCAUUAGUGAAAUGUCACUCCACCGAUGGCAUUCAGCGUAAACAUAGUACGAACGAUUCCGGGAACGACCUCCUGUGUCGAGUUGCACUUCGUUGCUUAACUAGCAUUCUGCAAUCUGCGGGAUGUUUCGUGAAACCUGUAAUGCAGAAGCUGCUUCAGGAGAAGAUUGUACAGUUGUGUUUCAAUGUAUUCGCUCAGAUCAAUCUGAGCAGCGAGCAGAACCUGUUCUCCGAGUUCAACUGUCGCAGAGCAUUGUUGACUGCUCUAAAUGCUUUGGUUGUAAAUCCACAUCACCUGUGCCCACCUCCUUUGCAGUACGCAGCGCAGUUGUUUAAUGUGGCCGAGGUACAUGAUCCUAAUUUGCAGGUUCGAAGGCAAGCAUCUCAACUGGCUCGGUCGGUCGAAACUCUUCUACAUCCACGGAAGGAAGUUUUCUAUUUUCCUGUGGAGGAAAAUGCGGUCAAAGAUAUGCUGAUAGCCAAAAAGAAACACCCACUCAAUGCAGCAUUCCCUGCUAAGCGUGACUACAACAAUCUAAACAAAUCCAUUACUUUCGACGAUGUUGAAGUUCGUGCUCAACAUACAACAUAUGCGCAGGAAAACGAAUCACCAGAAACGUCCUCGGAAUCCGAACCCGAACGUGAACAGAUUGCUGAGGUGGUUGAUGUAACCAUGGAGGAAAAUGGGCAACCUAAAACAGUUCCUCGUUUGAACGUGGAAAUGAACGAAAUAGAUUUGAACUGUGGGGAGUUACACAAAUCUAUUAACGAUAAAACUGUUGAGUCCCAAGCAAUCGAAAUUGAUUCAGACGAUGAGAUUGAAGUUAUAGAAUGCAACACUUCGGAAAAUAAAAAAAACGACCCAUAUGACCGAAACAGCGAUGUUGAACUGGUGGAAGAGAGCCCACAGCAGCUUGAUUCACCAGGUAAUCGUAAAUCGACUAUCGAAGAGAAGGCACUCCCACAAAGCUUAACUCCAAAUUCUGCAAAAAAACGUAAAGUCGAAAAAGAACUCUCUUGUGGUGACGUUGAAAACAAAUUAAGCAAACCGAGUGACACUGAAGAUCUUGAGGCGCGCGUUGAUGAUCUUGUGGCCGAGUUUGUGGACGAACUGAAUGAUGAAAUAUGAUCUGGUAUUAUGUUUUUUUAAUGUCUGUACAUUUAAAAUUACAAUAUCCAUAUGAAAACACCUAACAAAUAGUCGAAUCGAUAGUCGUUAUCAUUUCAGCACGUUUUGCGAUAAGGCAAUCCAGAUAAUCACUCUGAAUGUCUGUGUCGUUCGAACAGAGGUUCAACUCUGUUGCAUUGUACAGCUGCAUCCGAAACUCCCAAUCCCGGUAAAUCUCAACUUUUAGUUCCUCAUCGCUGUCAUCCGUUUCCUUUUGUCCACAACGUGUUUCUUGCUCCUGCAAGCUGCCGUAAAACUGUUUGAAAGACUUUGCCUCUUGGACCAGCAAAUCUUUUAAUGCACUAUCCAAAGAUUUGCAUUCGUCUGGAAAAGAUUUUAUCAAUGCUUCCAUCGCUUCUUCAUUUAUUACACCAUUCAGUUCUUCAAUCAAAUCCAGAUCGCAGGUAAAUAGCUUCUCGACUAUUGUUUCGUUGUCGGUUGAUUGGCUUAGCUUUAAAAAAAAAACAGAAAAUUUUAACAGUUCCAAAUUAAAUUGUUUUCUUUAAGAAAUACCUUUAAAAAAGCGGCAAGAAAAACUAUUAAAGUUAAGAAAAUUUUCAUUAUUAUAACUAGUUAAGGUACGUCUUGUUCUAAGUUGAAGUCUCUACUGCAGAAUUGAAUCAUUCAAAAUUGUCAAGUGCCAAAUACAAAGGCAAUUAAAUCUCUUUUAUUCCGGAUUACUGUUCCUUUUCCACCUUAUCAAGCGACCACAAAAGAUAAUAUUGGUACCUUUUAAAGGUAAAUGUUUGUUUUCUUUGAUAAGAUAUUCUUGCUAUGAUCAACUGUUUGUUACAUCAAGGGGUUCAUUUUUGCAGUUGAGGCUUGAGGUUAGUCAUCAAUUGUCUUGUUUAUGAUGCUAUUAUUAUUAUUAUUAUUAAGAUUAAAGACAUUUUACCAUUAAUAUGGCUUUCAUGUCUAAACAGUUUAAGUUUACAAUUCAUAGCUUAUCCGUAAGUUUACAUAAUUUAAUGAAUUUUAUAACAUUAUCUUCUUUGUCUGACCUACUCAAAAGAAUGUCAAAAAUAGAACCUGCUUCCAUUCCACAUGCAAGGCGGGCCUCGUCAUAUCCUCGACAAUCAACCAGUAUGUGUUGAACCGUUAAUCGCACUCCGCAAAAGGUGCAAUUUGGUGGUGUUGAUCGUUCCAUUAAGAAGCUGUGGGUCAACCUUGUAUGACCAAUUCGUAGUCGUGUUAAUAUUCGUUGUUCGGAUGCACAUUUUCUGUCAGUAUGAGCAUAGACGUCUGGUUUCACACGUCGCAAAAGGUUGUUUGAUUGAUUCCACUUUGCUUGCCAUGCUUCUUUUAUCCAGGUUUUAAUCGAACGGAUAGCGUCUGCUGCUGGAACAGGUAUAGUUACUGGGGUUUUUUUCCUUCCUUCGUUUGCCCAGUAGUCAGCUUUCUCGUUUCCUGGAAUGCUACAGUGACCGGGAACCCAAGCAACAGUCGCGUUGUUUUCGACCAAGGCCUUUUCUGCAUCUAAUAUCCAAGGGUGUCUUGUGUGUCCUUUCGUCAGGGCGUCGAUAUAACUUGCCGAUUCCGUGAAAAUAAUAGUACGUGGUUGAGAAUUCUCAGCUGCAAUUUUAAGAGCAUACGCCUCUGCAGAAAAGAUACUGCAUGAUUUAGGAAGCGAGCAACAUAGUUCUACCUCCCAUCCAACAACAGCUGAUCCGAUGUCAUCACCAAGUUUGGAUCCAUCAGUGUACUUAUGGUGGUAAUUCCCAUAUUUCGUUUCUAUCAUUUCGUUGAAAUACGUAACCACUUGAAGGCUUGGAUUCCCUGCUUUAACUUUCCGUCGCAUAUAGUUGUCUAUGCUGUAGAGAUUAAUAAGAACUAAGGAAAAGAGCAAUAAAAAAAAGACUACCCGCAUAAUCAAUUACAAUAUAUAGAGAAUAUUCUAUAUUGUCUCUAAACGUUAUCGUUUAUUGUAAAGUGAACAGUAUAUGUACAAUAACACAGACCAUAUUAACAAUCUGUAUUAUGAUUAUCUGUUAAAGUACCAUAUGGGGAAAGGGCUGUUAAGCAUGUUUACCAUUCAAAAAGAGCGAUUUUUUCGAACAAAUAUUUCAUGCUACAUUAUUGGAUACGGUUAAAAUAUCAUCCACUUUUGGCGAGCAAAACAAUCUACCUGAAUGUUCUAGCUACGUUGGAAUACAAAAUCAUAGAUUUCAUCAACUUCAAUGGAUAUAGUUUGCUUAUAGUAGUUUGUAGUAAAAAUAACGCUCAAUCAUACGUUCCGCAUAUUGUAAAAUAUUUUUAAAAAGAGCUUCCCUGUACCAUAAACAAUAUAGUUCCAAUU
Messenger RNA from Uranotaenia lowii, 4946 nucleotides. RefSeq names its product proline-, glutamic acid- and leucine-rich protein 1-like. Gene Ontology annotation, cellular component: nucleus. The coding region runs from base 134 to 2611 and encodes 825 amino acids. The transcript has 4 exons. The record is from RefSeq and is a predicted model, not a curated record. Lineage: Eukaryota; Metazoa; Arthropoda; Insecta; Diptera; Culicidae. Gene Ontology annotation, biological process: rRNA processing.